This is a messenger RNA of Pyrus x bretschneideri (Chinese white pear), 1232 nucleotides long. RefSeq names its product TLD domain-containing protein 2. The coding region runs from base 73 to 1023 and encodes 316 amino acids. The record is from RefSeq and is a predicted model, not a curated record. NCBI's taxonomy places the organism in Eukaryota, Viridiplantae, Streptophyta, Magnoliopsida, Rosales, Rosaceae. The transcript has 8 exons.
AAAAUGUGAGAUAAAAAAAAGGCUGAGAUUCAAACGCCCGCACGUCUGCUUCCUCACGGUAACAAUCACACAAUGUUUACAUUGAAAGACAAAGUUACACAGAAGCUCUCACGUCUCUUUGCCGAUGCACCCAACUCGCCGUCUUCUUCUUCUCUUCCUUCCCCACUCGACGACAACGAUCAUCCUCCUGAGGCCAGGCUGUAUUCUACAGGGGGUAAAUAUUUGCCUUCAUACUUUUCCUGUCCAUCGGUAGGCUUUGGUGGAUCCACUUCAAACAAGCAUCAAUCAACAAUUGUUAGUAGCGGCAACUUUGAAUCCCAAGAUGAAUCCGUUCAUAGAUAUGUAGAAUGUCGUUCCCCACCAGGUGAGAACAAGGAAACAGAAAACAAUUGUGAAAACGAUGAUGACCGUGCUUCUGGAGGGAGCACCAGUGGUUCUGAGGUAUUUGAAGAAGCAGCUGACCAGCAGAGUCUACAGAAGCAACUACCACUUCUCAUGGAUGACUCGGUCUUUAUUUCCUCAGACCUGCAUGAAUUCUUACUGUCGUCACUUCCUAAUAUAGUGAAAGGGUGCCAAUGGGUUUUGCUGUAUAGUACGGCGAAACAUGGUAUAUCACUGCGCACACUUAUCCGCAAAAGCUCUGAGCUUUCUGGUCCUUGUUUGCUGAUUGCUGGAGAUAGGCAAGGUGCUGUAUUUGGUGGACUUCUAGAGGGGCCCUUGAAACCCACGUCAAAGAGAAAAUAUCAAGGAACAAACCAAACAUUUGUUUUCACGACCAUAUAUGGAGAACCAAGGCUGUUUAGGCCAACAGGAGCCAACCGGUAUUAUUACAUGUGUUUGAAUGACUUGCUAGCUCUUGGGGGAGGUGGUAACUAUGCUCUAUGCCUAGAUGGAGAUUUGUUAAGCGGAACAAGCGGAUCAUGUGAAACAUUUGGGAACUUAUGCUUGGCGCAUAACGGAGAAUUUGAGUUGAAGAAUGUUGAGCUUUGGGGUUUUACACACGUGUCACGGUACCUUACAUGAUACAAGACGAAGACGAUGUUAUGCAUUUGUAUCUGUUGGUGAUCACAUUCUUUAUUCUUGUUAUAGUUUGCACCAUUCAACACAGGAGAGGUUUGAUUAACGUGGGAUGAAAUACUUUUGGAAAGCUAUUAGAUUUGAAGCUGUAAUUUAUGGGGUUUAAAUUCAAUUUGUGCAACAAUCAAUGUCUUAAAGAUCUAAUUUUCCCUUAA